GAUUAUUAUUUUUAAUUUAAAUUGAAAUUAGCAGCAGAGUAUAUUGUUGAAUUUUGGUGUUUUUUUUUUCAUUUUCAUUCCGAGGGCCCACGGCCUUGAGAACCGUGACUCGGCUGGAGGUUAGAACCCGAACGUGAGAGUGACUCGUGAGAGUGUGAGACCGUUCCAGUCGCCCAAACAACCCUGAGCCGAUAUCGACCUCCGACACCGACGACGAAAUGGCCGAAAAGUACUCCAAUUUCAUGCAGACGGUCGACAAGUAUCUGUACGAUGAGAAGUCCCCUUUUAAGCCCCUUUUCGACUUCAUCGAGGGGAAAACAGGCGUCAAACGGUUCUAUCUCUUCAUAAUAUUCGUUUCUUUUGUCGCUUUAUACCUUGCAUUCGGGUAUGCAGCACAGUUGCUCUGCAAUGUCAUCGGCUUCCUUUAUCCAGCGUACGCUUCAAUGAAAGCGAUUGAAACUCCACAAAAGGGCGACGAUACGAAGUGGUUAACUUACUGGACCGUUUUUGCUUUGUUCUCCAUUUUAGAAUUUCCUUCUGAUGUCUUGCUCAGUUGGUUUCCAUUUUAUUGGCUAUUGAAGUGCAUUUUUAUGAUUUGGCUUUUCUUACCAAUUAGCGCCAAUGGUUCCAUUAUUUUGUACAACAAUGUAAUUAGGCCUUACUUUCUGAAGCACAGCCAAAAAAUUGAUGGCGUGUUCUCUAAUCUUACAGAUUCAGCAACUGGUGUUCUCGCUGAAGCAGUAUUAAAAGCACAAAAAUCUGAAUAACUAUGCACAUUGCAGUUACCAUAUAACUUCACCAAACCUCACCAUUUCCAAGUUGUUAGCCGUUGUUGAAAUUAUUAGUGGUUUAUAUUGCUUCAGUAUUUGAACAAACUUGUAUUUUUAUAUGUGUUACAAUGCCAAUACAAAUUACCUUUUUCUAUA
Molecule: messenger RNA, 926 nt
Organism: Cimex lectularius (bed bug)
Lineage: Eukaryota; Metazoa; Arthropoda; Insecta; Hemiptera; Cimicidae
Product: receptor expression-enhancing protein 5-like
Exons: 5
Coding region: 219-767 (182 amino acids)
Source: RefSeq, a predicted model, not a curated record